This is a messenger RNA of Varanus komodoensis (Komodo dragon), 2715 nucleotides long. It is a transcript of the gene SLC35D4, whose product is annotated as transmembrane protein 241. The record is from RefSeq and is a predicted model, not a curated record. The coding region runs from base 96 to 998 and encodes 300 amino acids. Lineage: Eukaryota; Metazoa; Chordata; Lepidosauria; Squamata; Varanidae. The transcript has 15 exons. Gene Ontology annotation, molecular function: antiporter activity. Gene Ontology annotation, cellular component: Golgi apparatus.
AGCCGCAUUCAGUAGCUGUUCUUAAGCGGUGGGUAGCGGUCCGUGGCAGGAAGCAAGUGCCUUGCCGUCCCCGGACUGCGGAAAUGCUGUGACUGAUGUAUUUAAAGAGAUCUUCCACUGGUCUUGCCUUCUGUUUAUUCUACUUGGCUUCUUAUUUCACCAACAAGUAUGUCCUCUCUGUCCUGAAAUUCACCUACCCUACCCUUUUUCAGGGGUGGCAGACUCUAGUAGGGGGAUUUCUCCUACACGUUUCGUGGAAGAUUGGCUGGGUGGAGAUCGGCAGCAGUUCAAGGUCUGAGGUAUUGUCCUGGCUUCCAGCUUCUGCACUUUUUGUGGGCAUUAUUUAUUCAGGUUCCAGGGCAUUAUCCAGAUUGCCAAUUCCUAUCUUUCUUACCUUACACAAUGCUGCAGAAGUUAUUACUUAUGGAAUUGAGACAUUUGUGCUGAAAGAGCAGACCUCCGCUCCCAAAAUCUGCAGAGUAUUGAUGCUUCUGGUAGCAUCCGGGUGCCUUCCCUUCUUUGACCCACAGUUUGAUACAGAUGGCUAUUUUUGGGCUCUCAUACAUUUGCUAUGUGUUGGGGCUUACAAAGUAUUUCACAAGUUAUGGAGACCUAGUUCUCUAAGUGCCUCUGAGCAACAGUAUAUAAACUAUGCAUUCAGUGUGGCAAUAUUGGCUUUUGCAUCCCACCCAACAGUUCAUUCCUUAGGUGAUUUCUUCAGUGCCUUGGAAUUUCCUUUUCUGUACUUCUACAGCUUUCAUAGCAGUUGCUUGGCCAGCGGUCUUCUAGGAUUUCUUGUGACUCUACACACAAUGAAGCUUAAAGGUAACUCAUCCUCAGGACAGUAUGUGACUUGGAAUUUCCUAGCAAAGGUUAUCACAGCUAGUCUGUCCCUGUUUUGCUUCGAGAUUACAGUGAAUGUACCAACAACUUGUUGUCUCUUGCUUGGUGGAUUUGCUGAAGGCUUACUUCUUUACCCUGAAAGGACUGACACAUGACUCAGGGGAAAAGAGGGAAGAAGGAGAAAAUAACCAAAUACGUCCAUCAGGAGUAAAGUGUCAGUGACUGAGAAACCUGAGAAUAAAAGUCAGAACUCACAGCAGAAACAACGAAGAUAGACGAACGGCAAGUUACUAGUAAUGCAAUCCUAUGCAUAUCUACUUUGAAAUAAAGCCCAUUGAGCUCAAUUAGACAUAUGCCCAGGUAAAUGUGUACAGAAUUGCAGCCUUAUUUUUUUCUUCUGAGCUACCAAAUGCUACUAAUAGCAUUUUCGGGAUCUGGGGCUUGAUUAACCUUCAUGACAGAUAUGCAGAAGGAUUUCAACUAAACUGGGUACAGCCCAGUCUGAUCUUUCUUCGAAUAUCCCAAAAUGAAUGGUGAAAAUGCUCCAGUAUAUCUCUGUAAUAAAAGGCAAACAGAUGAAGUGGCAAAGUUACCAUGGCAUGAUUUUUGAUGUAGCAGCCAUUUGAUAACCAAGUGGUAAGUUCUGCCGUCUUUUGGAAGGAGUGAUUGUUUGCCUCAAAUGGAGGUCAGCCAACCCUACUGCAUCCACUGUUUCUUCCUUCCCUCAUUCUGCUGCGUGGACUCUGUCCUUCUGCCCAAACUGUUAUCCUGAUUGCACUACUACUGCUCAGCUGUGAAGUUUCCAAGGUGCCCUUGGGCCUCUCUCUGCUUAAUCUACUCUAAUUUGGUGCCCUUCAGAUGAGUAGGACUACAACUCCCAACUUCCCUAGCCAGCACUGGCAUGCUGGUUAAAAUUAGCUUUUAGCAAGGAUGGGCAACUUGUGGCCUUCCAGAUCUUGUGUCCUAUAAUCCUUUCAUCCUUAUUUGCCAUGCUGGCUGGCCAGGUUUGAUGAAAGUUGUCCAAAACCUGUGUAGGGCUACAAGUUGCCCACCCCUAGCUUUUAGGAUUGCAGCCUAAAUGGACUCUGAAUGCCUGUCUGUGCCUGCAAGCAGAGAAUGAGGUGCAGGCCCUCUCUCCUUUAGUCUGUGCAUGGACAAGCAUAGUAGUUAAGGUACCUAUGUGUAUGUGAUUAUAAGCAAUUCCUAUUGAAUUUUAAGUGUAAGUACACUGAGGACUAGAAUUUGCAAGUCCGUAUAUGAAAGCACAAGCAAAAUGAUUAUUUAUGAUGUGCCUUGCAGAGGUAACAAUUCUGUAAAAGCCUCCAUUAAGUUGUGAGCUGGCCUCCAAGGAGCUAAAUAUCCUUCACAGCUUAUAGUGCAAGAAAAACUACAUUCCUUGUGUAAUGCUUUUGUAUUUUGUGGGGACCAAGGGCUUGAGUGACCUGAACCACUGUGAACACACAGGUGCUAUUUCCAGUAAAUCCCACAACCAGUAUAUCUUGUAAGAUGAUAGUACCAUAUCCAGUUUUUCUACAUGCAUAAAUUGCAAGAAGUCAGAUUCUGACCUACUUAGUUCAGGCUUGAGACACAUUUUUUUCUUCCUUUCUAUGAGUAUCUCAGAUCCAGAGACCAGAAAUGUGUGUCCAUGGAAAGCCCUUUGGCGUAAAAUCUGAUUAGCACAUCAAAACUGCAUUGAAUGUACAAUUAGGCACAAGUCAAUCUAUUCCUGUUUAUCCAUGUCUUCUUCUUCUUGUUUUACACGAAAUAUCUAUACAUCUUGAAUUGGAACUUGGUGCAAUUUUAGCAUGUUAUAUUAGAUUUUGUUUUAACUGUAUGUAUUUACAUGCAAAUAUACUGACCCUGUACACUGUU